Molecule: messenger RNA, 1719 nt
Organism: Pimephales promelas (fathead minnow)
Lineage: Eukaryota; Metazoa; Chordata; Actinopteri; Cypriniformes; Leuciscidae
Gene: rhcga
Product: Rh family C glycoprotein a
Biological process (GO): ammonium homeostasis; ammonium transmembrane transport
Cellular component (GO): plasma membrane
Molecular function (GO): ammonium channel activity
Source: RefSeq, a predicted model, not a curated record
AGUUAGACGCCAGAUAAGAUAUUGAUCAGUCUUGUCAGGUGAGUGUCAGCCACCCUGAUUUCAUUUCCAGAAGAUAGACCUGCACCAGGUGAGCAUGACACACCUCCAGAUCCCCAGCUAUAAAUACAGCAGCACUAGAGCUUCACUCAACAGAUCAUCUCUUCUCAUCUCUCCUACUUCACCAUGGGGAACUUCGUUGACUGCUGCCGAGGUUUCUGGUGCGGGGCCAAGAACCCUAACGUCCGGAUCAGCCUGCCUGGGGUCUGCUUCGUGUGGCAGAUCGCCAUGAUCAUCCUGUUCGGACUGUUUGUGCGUUACGAUGAAGAAUCGGAUGCGCACUGGUCUGAGCACAGACGUGAGGAGAACAUCACGAGCGACAUUGAGAACGACUUCUACUACAGAUACCCAAGUUUCCAGGAUGUACAUGUGAUGAUCUUUGUGGGUUUCGGCUUUCUCAUGACCUUCAUGAAGCGCUACAGCUUCGGCGGGGUGGGAUUCAACUUUCUUAUCGGUGCCUUUGGUCUGCAGUGGGCUCUACUCAUGCAGGGCUGGUUCCACUUUCUGGACCCGGUUGACGGCAAAAUCAAGAUCGGGGUUGAGAAUAUCAUCAAUGCUGAUUUCUGUGUGGCGGGAUGUCUCAUUGCAUAUGGAGCUCUCCUGGGAAAAGUCAGUCCCGUUCAACUGAUGAUCUUGACGCUAUUUGGCAUCACACUGUUUGCGGUUGAGGAAUACAUCAUUCUUCAUGUUCUUCAUGUUCGUGACGCUGGCGGAUCCAUGGUCAUCCACACUUUCGGAGGCUACUACGGUCUGACAAUAUCAUGGAUUCUUUACCGACCGAAGCUCGACCAAAGCAAGCAUCUGGGCAGCUCUGUCUACCACUCUGAUGUCUUUGCUAUGAUCGGGACCCUCUUCCUCUGGAUGUUCUGGCCCAGUUUCAACUCUGCCAUCUCAGAUCAUGGCGAUGGUCAACACCGGGCGGCCAUAAACACAUACCUUGCUCUGGCUUCCUCUGUACUGACUACAUUUGCCAUUUCCAGCCUUUCUGCCAAGAAGGGAAAACUGGACAUGGUACAUAUCCAGAAUGCAACUCUGGCUGGGGGCGUCGCGAUGGGGUCAGCUGCCGAGUUCAUGAUCUCGCCCUACGGUUCUCUCAUCGUGGGCUUCGUGUGUGGGAUCCUUUCCACGUUCGGCUACCUGGUGCUCUCUCCCUUUAUGGAGAAGUACCUGAAGAUCCAAGACACCUGUGGCAUCCACAACCUGCAUGCCAUGCCCGGUGUCCUCGGAGGAGUUAUAGGUGCCAUCACAGCGGCUGCUGCCAGUGAGAGUGUCUAUGGACGCGAAGGGUUGAUAAACACCUUUAAUUUUGAAGGGAAGUAUGCUAAAAGGACACCUGCCACGCAAGGAGGCUACCAGGCAGCUGGUAUUUGUGUUGCUCUCGUUUUUGGAAUCGUAGGUGGAAUUGUAGUAGGUUGCAUCCUGAGACUGCCAUUCUGGGGAGACCCAGCAGAUGAUAACUGCUUUGAUGAUGAGGUGUACUGGGAGGUGCCUGAAGAUGAGGAGAGCAUCCCUCCCAUUCUAGAAUACAACAGCCACAUGGUUGGCAAAAUGUCAGAUACUAACUUCUCUGUGGAACAAAGCUAAUGCAAUGAAGGAAUCCACAAUGUCUUUAUGACACAAGAAGCAGCACCUGAUCACAUCAUAUUUGAAAAAACAAAAAAA